AUGACUUGGGGAUCUCUUGUCGGCUUCCCCCUUGCUGGGCCUGACGCUUGGGUCGUCACUCCAUUGCAUUGCGCAUAUAAAGCCUCGCGCCAUUCCGCUGUUCGCAACGUCGCUGACUCAAAGUUCAGGAUUUCCUUUUUCAUUCUCAUUUCAAGUCUACCGGCGUCAAUCUUCCGUCACUCGCUGUCGGCUCCUCUCCCUUGUGUCUUGCUAUUAUUAAGAGAAGGCGUUCUUCUCGGCCACUACUUCAACACUCCGUUCUCGCCAGAACACUCGUUGGGUUGCAUCACACGACACGAAUCCGGCCUCGGCUACAUUUUCACUGCCCUCAGAGAUCUUCUCAUCUUCAACUCGCCCAGCAUGCCUGCCAAGAAGCUCCGUUGCAACGCCAAGGAGUGCCGCGAGGCUGCCCAGCGCAUCGUUGGAGACUGCACAUUCUGCAAUGGCCACUUCUGCGGCAAGCACCGUCUGUUAGAAGACCACAAGUGCAGCGGCCUGGAAGACUGCAAGAAGCAGUCCCAUGCGCGCAAUGCUGCCCAGCUGGAAGCCGAGAGGACACAGGUCAUCCGAGGCGUCUAA
Trichoderma gamsii is the source of this 579-nucleotide messenger RNA. RefSeq lists its product as hypothetical. NCBI's taxonomy places the organism in Eukaryota, Fungi, Ascomycota, Sordariomycetes, Hypocreales, Hypocreaceae. The record is from RefSeq and is a predicted model, not a curated record. The coding region runs from base 1 to 579 and encodes 192 amino acids. The transcript has 2 exons. Gene Ontology annotation, molecular function: zinc ion binding.